This is a messenger RNA of Zerene cesonia (dogface butterfly), 2412 nucleotides long. RefSeq names its product B-cell receptor CD22-like. The transcript is spliced from 17 exons. NCBI's taxonomy places the organism in Eukaryota, Metazoa, Arthropoda, Insecta, Lepidoptera, Pieridae. Bases 1 to 2310 code for a protein of 769 amino acids. The record is from RefSeq and is a predicted model, not a curated record.
AUGAGUCUCAACGGACCUUCUGAAUCAGUAAUAAGUGCAGUGGACUUUGUUCCAGUAUCCACCAUGGACGUGGAGGCGGUGGUGGGGCGCACCGCAUCGCUGCCAUGCGAUAUUGAACCUGACUCCCAUGAAGAUAGAGUCUACAUGGUGCUGUGGUUCAGGCACGCUGGGGGCAAGCCGCUGUACAGUUUCGACGUCCGAGGCCGUAGUUUCAAUAAAGCGCUUCACUGGAGCGACCCUCUCGCGUUCGGGAAGCGCGCUUACUUCGUCACCAUGUCACGUCCAUCUUGCCUCACGGUGGACUCCGUGCAGCUGGACGAUGAAGGCAUAUACAGGUGUCGGGUGGACUUCAAGAAUUCACCUACACGGAACUUUCAAAUACGCCUCAAUGUUAUUGUACCACCACACCAGUUAUUACUGUACGACGAAGCGGGACGAGAUUUAGCUGGUGUGGUAGGGCCUUUAGAGGAGGGAGGCAACUUCACACUGCUCUGUGAACUUAGAGGAGGGCGUCCACAACCGUCCCUAUCCUGGCUUAUCAACAACAGCCCAGUGGAGGAUCACACGAUCCUGAAGAACGACGGCAAGGUCAUCAUCAGCCGGAUCAGCAUCAACGGCGCGGAGAGGAGCUGGCUGAACAGCACCGUGCGGUGUCAAGCUACGAACACUGCGCUGUUGAGUCCACAUGAACGGACUGCGAGGGUCGAAAUGAAUUUACGCCCAACAUCAGUGCUGAUAGUAGAGAAGCCAGGCGAGCUAUCAGCUGACGCAGAAGUGACGUUGGUGUGCGUCACGCACGGCAGUAGACCGCCUGCGCAGGUCACGUGGUUCAGGGAGAACAGAAAAUACACUAGAGGAAAGCACAGCGAGCAAAUAAACGAGACGUCUACUAUCAGCAAGCUGACCAUGCUGCCGCAGCCAGAGGACGAUGGCGUCACGAUUAGGUGUCGUGCUGACAACCCAGUGCUGAGGGUGGCUUUGGAGGACUCCUUCAGGAUGAGUGUUGUUUAUAGACCGGUCGUUAGUAUGUCCCUGGGCAGCACGUUAAAUCCAAACGACAUAAAGGAAGGCGACGACGUGUAUUUUGAGUGCAACAUCAGGUCGAACCCUAAAGAGCAUCGCAUCUCAUGGUACCAUAACGAUGAGCAAGUCACUCAGAACAUGUCAUCAGGGGUGUUCAUCAGCACCAAGUCGCUGGUGCUGCAACGCGUGACACGACAAGAUGGUGGCCUGUACUCGUGCAGAGCAGCCAAUCAGAUCGGGGAGACCACCAGCCAAUCUGUGUACUUGAGAGUGCAGUAUGCACCGACCUGCGCUCAAACAACGCCAGUGGUGAUCGGAGCCCGUCUGGACGAGGCGCUCCGGGUGCGCUGCACGGUCAGCGCUGAUCCUGCUGAUGUGGCUUUCUACUGGCAAUUCAAUAACAGCGGUGAAAGCUUUCAAGUAUCACCCGCUAGAUAUGUGUCCACUGGCGGCACAGCGAGCGAGUUGCGAUACCGCGCAGCGAGCGAACGCGACUACGGCGCGCUGCUGUGUCGCGCGACGAACGCAGUCGGCACGCAGCAUAAGCCGUGCGUGUUCCAGAUUGUGCCAGCAGCACGUCCAUCCCCACCGAGGAACUGCACCGCCAACCGCGUGGUGACCAAGAAGGACGUGUACCUCUCAGUGAGAUGCAUAGCUGGGUACGAUGGUGGGCUGAACCAGUACUUCACGCUGGAAGCAGUUGGUGACACCAAUAGACUCCUGGUCAAUAGUACAGCUAGGAUGAAUGACCUCGUGGUAUGGCUGAACAUAAGCUGGUCGGUGCUGGAGUCGGUGAGUGAAGACGAGAUACUGACGGUCAGCGCUCGGAACAACAAGGGCGUAUCCGACCCUGUACUACUGAGAGAGCUGGUCUUCAAGGAUGCAGCUAAACAUACUGAGGAAACCGCAAGAAUGAUGGCCAAGUUCCCAGUCGCUGGGGCGUUCGCAGCUGUUGUAGCGGUGCUAACUACAGCAGUUGCUAUCGCAGCCCUGGUAUUUAAGAAGCGCAACGAGGCCUCAACCACCAACAAGAGACCCUGCCAAAGCGUGGUGCAGGUAGACGCCCAGGGGAGGAGGUACCUCAUCGCCUACCCCGCUGCUCACAACCAGGAUAAGUUGGAGACUAAACCUGACAUAUUGAAUCCGAAACACGGUGAAAGCGAUGGGCCUCGUGUUGUAUUGGAAUCCAGUGACAACACGAGCUACAUCAUCCGGGAAGCAAACCCGCUUCACCCACCUUCCGGCAUCAUGCACACACCACAUGACGAUAUGAUUCCGCCGAGAUAACAUAAGGGAGCCGGGACGUGUGACAUAUAUAAUGUAUAUAAUAAAUGAAUUAUUGUAAAUGAUGAUGCCAACGCUUAGUUGUAAGUGAAUUUAGACGAAUUC